Molecule: messenger RNA, 1310 nt
Organism: Suillus clintonianus
Lineage: Eukaryota; Fungi; Basidiomycota; Agaricomycetes; Boletales; Suillaceae
Product: aspartic proteinase
Exons: 6
Coding region: 1-1242 (413 amino acids)
Biological process (GO): proteolysis
Molecular function (GO): aspartic-type endopeptidase activity
Source: RefSeq, a predicted model, not a curated record
AUGUUCCCCGCUGCAUCCUUGUUGACAACUCUCCUCCUGGCUUUGUCAAUCGCGGCAUCUCCCGUUGAAGUUCGCAAUUCUCCCAUCACCCUCCCCAUCGCCAGGAAGCUAAACGUCCCAAAUGGUACCAUCAACCUCUUGCAGCGUGAUAAAGCUCGUGUGGCUGCCAUUAAGGGCCGCUCUUUCGACACGCUCAACCGCCGUGCUGCCAGUGAUAGCGUUCCUAUGACCGUCGAUGAUACUGUCUGGGCCUACGUCGCACAAGUUGGCGUUGGCAGCCCUGCCACAACCUACAACUUGAUUAUCGACACCGAAAGCUCAAAUAUUUGGGUUGGCGCCGUCAAGCCGUACGUGCAGACCAGCACCAGCAUCAAUACUGGUCAGGAAGUGGGGGUCGGCUAUGGUUCUGGCGCUUUCGCUGGAACUAUAUACAAAGACACUGUCACUCUCGGUAAAGGGCUCACCAUUACCAACCAGUCCAUCGGUGUUGCUUCUAAUACUUCGGCGUUCGGCUUCGGCGAUGCUGAUGGGAUCCUUGGUCUUGGGCCUAUUUCCUUGACAAUGGGUACCCUGAACAAUUCACCAGUGGGGGGGGUCCCGACCGUCACUGAUAACCUGCACAGCCAGGGCACCAUCUCUCAGGACGUCGUCGGUAUCUCUUUCAAGCCCAUCACUUCGCUAACGGGCACCAGUGGAGAACUUACCUUCGGUGGAACUGAUGCCACCAAGUACACCGGCUCCAUUGCGUAUACUCCUCUCACGACCACACCCCCUGCACUAUACUACUGGGGUAUCAACCAGAGCAUCGCUUACGGUACAACGACGAUCUUGUCUACGACGUCUGGUAUCAUUGACUCUCGUACCGCUCUCAUUUACAUUGCCACCGAUGCCUUCGACAAGUACCAGUCUGCAACCGGCGCUACUCUAGAUGCGGCGACUGGUCUUCUCAGUGUGACCUCCGACCAGUACAGUGCCCUCAAGAACCUGGACUUCACAUAUGACAAUAACACCUUCUCUCUCACCCCUAAUGGCCAGAUCUGGCCUCGUUCCCUCAACACAUAUCUUGGUGGUAGUAGCAGCGCCAUCUAUCUCGUUAUUCAUGAUCUUGGCUCGACCAGUGGUUCAGGUAUUGACUUCCUCACUGGCUACACAUUCCUUGAGCGCUUCUACUCCGUGUACGAUGCCACCAACGGCCGCGUCGGUUUUGCCACAACAAAAUACACUAAUGCCACCACCAACUAACGUGGAUUUAGGAUUUCCUUCCCAACUGUUGUACAUAGGAAAUAAAAGAAUAUUGUUCACACCCCGAC